AUGGGGGACAUGAAAACCCCAGAUUUUGAUGAUCUCCUGGCUGCCUUUGACAUCCCAGAUGCUACAGGGUUGGAUGCAAAAGAGCCUAUCCAAGAAGGGCAUGAUGAGACGCAUCUAAAACACCCGGGAGUAUCCGACAACGACAGUUUACUGAGUAAUGAAGCAAACUCUGAAGCAGAGAUUCCCACUGUGAGUGUGAUCGUGAAAAACACACAUCAGCAGGAGCCGUCGGAAGGUUUUGGAGACGGGCUUCACUCAGGACCAAUAUUGCCUAAUGGAUUUAAUGUACAAAGUUCAGGAGAUACUAUUACCAAAUGUGUCUUUGAUAAAUCAUUUGUCUCUGCUCUGAAUGGGGGAUUUUCAAGUGAAUAUCUGGGAAAGGCACCAAUUCAACACAAACCUGAUGCAACGCCACUGUUUUCCCAGUCACAUUCUCACUCGAGUCCUGAAUAUGAAGGGAGUUUAUUAACAAGAGACAAAGCCAAUCCCAAACAAGAGAGGUCAUGUUUCCAAGAAGAAUCCGAUUUGGAACCUUCAGCUGCAGACAAUCCACAAAAGUUAGAUCUUUGUAUUUUUAAUGAACUCCAGAAGGACAAUGAAUCACCUGGGCGACAAAGAGAGGAGUCACCUGACAGUGGUGUCAGUAAUGAAAUGCCAAUGGUACACAGUGGACUCCCUCAUCCAAGCAAUACCUUCAAUGAGACAAACAGCAGUUUGGGAAUCCCGGCAGAUGGUCCUGACUCAUUUUCUAAAAUAAAGUCGUACUCCCCGAAGGUGCCCUCUUGCCUUGAGGCUCUGGUGGCUCUCAAUGCUAGGAAGGAUCCCACCGAGCAAAUAAAGAGUCCAAGAGAGUCUCCUGUUAUUCACAGCGAUUGCAUGAAAUACAGCCCCAAGGUUUCCGUAUCCCCUCGUAGUCCUAUGAGCCCACUUGAAGCUGUGAAGCGCAUGAUGAAGCCCCCCGACAGCCCUGUUAGCAUUUGCAGUGACAGCAGCAGCAAAGCUGGUGGGUCGCCACCAGUACCCAAAGUCCGGAUAAAGACCAUCAAAACCACCAGUGGGCAGGUGAAGCGCACUGUUACCAGUGUACUGCCAGAUUCUGAAACGGAUGACGUCCACUCAGCCUACGAAUCCUCGCCAUCGCAGAGUUUGUUGAGUGAGGAUGGAGCGUAUUCUCCUAAAGUCUUACAAAGCAAAUCAGAGGAACGACCUAGGACUCCAACAGUAUUCCAGAAUUUACCUGUCAGAAGAUCACCUGCGUCUCAAGCAUGUACGCCAAAGAAAAUAUCUUCUUCUAAAGGACAUCGAGGAAGUCCUAGCACCCUUCCCAAAGCAGCGCACCUUGCUAGUCUAAACCUUGUCCCACAUAGCGUUGCUGCGUCAGUGACUGCCCGCUCUGCCUUGCAUCAAUCAAGCCAGAACACAUUCUCCUCAACUGUGUGCAGCACCGUCCCACUGGUUCAUCAGAUCAAAACUUGGCCACGAACAUCUGUCCAUAAUACAGCAGCCGACACAUUAAACCAGCUGCUGAACAAUGUUAACCCUGUACCCACAUAUGUGCCCAACCUGAACCCCCCGCCCAAGAGUGACAUACGCCUUCCGGCACGAGGCUACCGCUGCCACGAGUGUGGGGACUCUUUCAGUGUAGAACGUAGCCUCACGUACCAUUAUAACCGGAGGAGCGUCCAUAUUGAGGUGGGAUGCACGCACUGCGCCAAGACAAUUGUAUUCUUCAACAAGUGCGCCCUGCUGGCGCACGCCAGGGAGCACAAGAGCAAAGGCGCAAUGAUGCAAUGCACACAACUUCACAUGAAGCCCAUUGCGGAGGCGCAAAUGUUUGUACCUUUUGGUACCGAACCACUUAAAACGAAGUCUCGGUCUACAUUUUCACGCACGCUUAAGAGCCAGCCCGUCAUGCCUCUGUAUCCAGAUAACGCCAUCCGCCACAGAAUGCGGUGCUUAGAGUGCAACAAGCAGAUGUCGGACUUGCAAUCGCUCGCUGGACAUUAUCAAUCGCAGUCAGAAGAUACAAAAGAACUGUUUUGCAAGCUUUGCUCAAUGUUACUACCUAACAAGUGUAGUUUCAAGUCUCACCAGCGCAUUCAUGCACUCAAGCCCCCUUAUACCUGCCCCGAGUGCGGCGCCAUCAGUCGCUCAGCAGACAUUCAGAAGCACGUCAGGGAAAACUGUCUCCACUAUGCACGCAAAGCAUGGUUCAAGUGUCUUCACUGUGAAGUAGUUUUCAAGACCCUUCUCGGACAAAAGACGCACAUUGAGGAGAAACACUGCGCGGUUCUCCACAAGUGCUCCAUCUGCCUCUUGACCUUCAAAAGUGAAAACAGCUAUGAAGCUCAUAUGAAGGAUAAACACAGUGCUAGCAAAAGCUCUCCUCAGUUCGACUUCAAGUGCUCUUGUGGUAACAUUUUCCAAAAGAAAUGGUUACUCUUUCAACAUUUUCAUCAGGACGCCAACAAGCGUCUCACUUGUGUAUUUAAGUGUCCGGAAUGCAACUCUGUCUUCUCUCAAAAGCAGCCGUUGAUGCAGCAUUUUAAGAGUGUGCAUGGAGGAGAAGGGAGACUGGAGUCGGAGGUUAACGGGAAAAAAACGAACAGUAGUGUUUUGCACCAGGAUGCCAGUCCCAUUCAGGUCCCUGAAAAAAACAAGGAGGUUCCUCAAAAAAAGACAGAAAAGAAUGGUGGGCCUCGUAUGAAAUCAUCUGGUUGGACGUGUGGGGAGUGCCUUCAGUAUUUCCCUGAGCGAGACCUUUACGCGUCGCAUUUGAAGUCAAAGCAUGGGAAGUCAUAUAAGCGCUACGCCUGUGGACAAUGUAACCAGUCAUUCAACUCCUCUACUAACUUAAGAAGACACAUUCGCAGGACCCAUGACGGAAAAAAUAAAAUUUAUAGUUGUUGGUAUUGUACUGACAGAAAGACAACAUUUAGUAGCAUUGUACUGAUGAAGAACCACAUUAGUCUUAUGCAUGGAAUCAGGAAUCCUGACCUCAGCCAAAUGCCAAAAACCUCUAUCCAUGAAUGCAAAAAUGGUUUGGGCAAGGAUUCCCCGGAGGCUCCUUCAGCCAAGCGUGCAAAAAGAAAUUUCCACUGUUCCAAGUGCAGAUACAUCACGGAUGAUUACAGCGAGUUCCACAAACACAUAACUCAACAUAAAAGCGCAGAAAACACUCCUCAGUGCCUUCACUGUGGCCUGUGCUUCACGUCAAUGCUGUCCCUCUCCAGACACCUGGUCAUUGUUCAUAAGGGCAAAAAUCCCAAGGAAGAGGAGGAGGCUGCUGCAAAGGUCCGUCAGAGCAAAGCCAAUCCCGCCCAGACAGACUCUCAUUCAGGUCCCAUUGAGAUAUCAGAGCAGUAA
Molecule: messenger RNA, 3366 nt
Organism: Nerophis lumbriciformis (worm pipefish)
Lineage: Eukaryota; Metazoa; Chordata; Actinopteri; Syngnathiformes; Syngnathidae
Source: RefSeq, a predicted model, not a curated record